UGUCUCUCGUUUUGCAGGAAUGCGUAGGCUGAAGACUUGACGCGUAUUUCGCCGUUUUAAAUCCUAUUUAUGUUUUUCAUGCGAGAUUUAAAUGGAGGAAGAACUGCGGUGCCCGGCGUGUAAACAGCUUUUCGCUAAUCCCGUGCUGUUGCCCUGCUGGCAUGCCGUCUGUCUCAACUGUGCGGCGAACUUGCAGCGCGUCGGCGACUUGCCCGCGCCUCACACUUCCACGACACUCGUGUCAUCAUCAGCCGCCGUCGUCGCCGGGGACUCUGGCUCUUCCAGCUCAGAAUGCGACAGCGUGUCGCUGUGCUCGGAAAACGACAGCGGCGUCUGGAGCUUUGGCCGCUCCGUCUCGUCGUCGACAUCAUCAUCGACCUCGUCGUCGACAUCAACGUCAACGUCGACCAACAGCCCGGCCAUUGGUCUCUCGUGUCCCGCGUGUCGGAAGCCGGUGUUCUUUGACCGACUCGGCGCUCAAAACCUGCCCAAGUACCGCGUCAUGCAGCGAGUGGUGGAGCGGUUUGAAGAGUCGCGCGGACUGAGUGCCAAGUGUCAAAUGUGCGAGGACUCGGCGAGGGACGCCGUCGUGAUGUGCGACACGUGCGAGGUGUUUUAUUGCGGCGAGUGUUGUGGACGGUGUCAUCCGGCGAGAGGCCCGUUGGCCCAGCACGUGUUGGUGGAGGCCAAGGAGGGGCGUGGUAGGAUUCGGGCCAGGGCCCGUGGGGUGGCAGCGGCGUGUACGGAGCAUCCCGGGGACGCCCUCACGCACUAUUGCAUGGUGUGUCAGGUGCCGUUGUGUGCGUUUUGUUUGCAGAGCGGGUUGCAUGCGAGGCACGACGUGCAGCUCUUGGCUGGAAUGUGCAAAGCUCAAAAGACGGAACUGUCCACUUGUUUGCAGCAGUUGUCUGAGAGGGCAAAAACUGCGACGGAAAUGAUACAAGCGUUGAAAAUGAAUGCCGAGAAUAUUUUGGAUCGCGGCGAUGAUUUCGAAGCAGCUGUAAGGUCUCAAAUUGAUUUGCUCGUCGAAGCUUUGUAUAGAAGGAGGGAUGAACUUAUUGAAUACGUUCAUCAAGAAAAACUCUCAAAGGUUCAGCAACUGAAACAAAGUGCAGCCAAGUCGACUGCCAAGUUGCAGCAGACCACGGGUUUGAUUCAGUUUUCUAUUGAAGCUCUGAAAGAAACUGAUCCUACAGCAUUCCUACAGGUGGGGAACAUGUUGGCGCAUCGUGUUUCAACUGUUGAAAUGAAUUGGGUGAAGGACACCUGCGAAAACGGGAAACUUACGACUCUAGUCAAUUCUGCUGGCCUGGACCUUGAUCUGUCCCUGGAUAGCGGUCCACUUAUCAAAGCUAUUCAGCUCCUCAACUUUGUGCAACUGAAACCCCCGGGAAAGCCCAAAUUUGCUAUUGAAGACUGUGUUGGAGAGAACAAUUGCAUCACUGUGGCCUGGACGCCCAUGUCACUUGUCAAAGGAUAUAUUUUGGAAGUGGACGACGGAAACAGUGGUCCAUUCAGAGAAGUGUACUGCGGGGAAGACACAGUUUGCACUGUGGAUGGCUUGCAUUUUUGCUCAGUUUAUAUUGCGAGGCUGAAAGCCUUUAACGCCUCUGGAGAAGGACCGUAUUCUGAUCCAAUUUGUCUGCAAACAGCUGAAGUGGCUUCCUUCUCGAUGGAUGCGACGAAUGCUCAUCCGGACAUUCAUCUGAGCCCAGACCUGAACACUGCAAGCUGCGGCAGUUUUGAGCACAGAGUCGUUCUCGGUUCACUCGGCUUUUCGAGAGGCGUACAUUUCUGGGAAUUCACUGUCGAUAAAUACGACGGGAAUGCGGAUGUUGCGUUUGGAAUUGCACAUGCCGGCGUCGCGAAAGACGCCAUGUUGGGGAGAGAUGAACUCGGCUGGAGCAUGUACGUAGAUGGGAAGCGAUCAUGGUUCGUUCACUCCGACAAGCAUGCUCAACGUGUAGACGGAGGAAUCGAACAAUCCUGCACCGUGGGAGUCUUGUUGGACUUGAUCCAAGGACAUCUGAGUUUCUAUAUCAACGAGGAACCCCAGGGAGGAGUGGCGUUUGAGAAUCUGCAAGGAGUCUUUUAUCCCGCUGUGAGCAUCAAUCGAAAUGCAGUCGUCACGAUCCAUACUGCGUUGGAUCCGCCUUCCAGUCACAGCAGUGACUCUGAAGGACAAUAGUGACGAUGCUCCAGACCAGUGGAUAGUUCUCAGAUCCCCUUGGUAACCUGCCCAAACAUAUCCAUUCAACAUUUUCACUGGACGGAUUCCAUGAUUUUUGCGGGGAAUGGAAUCAAUUGAUGAAUCUCAUCUUUAAAAAUGUCUAGUUCUUGUUUGACUUAGUUGGAUAGAAAAAGAACAAACCGUGGAUAAGCUUUGCCAAAUCGAGAUCACGUGACAAAAGCUCCUGGGUUGAUUGACGAUGGAAAAUUUCCCAUGAAUCGAAUGAAAUGACGCAUUUCCUACUGUGCACAGAAACGACGCCUUCCUGUUUCCGCGUAUGUUUAUUUGAAAGCAUCGAUCGUCUCAGGAAACUCGUGUGGUUCCGGGAAAAGCUUUCUUGUCUCCGUCUUCAUUGCCUUAGGGGUAAUUUUUCCACCCCAUAUUUUCAGCUCAAUGGACACGUUCCUCCUCACCUUGCUUUCUGCGAUGAGAGACAUUGAGAUUUUUCUACAGAAUCGAGUUUUUCAACUGCUUCCUUGAGAAAUUUUGAUACUCGGAUUUAUCGGAAUACCAAAAAAAAAAUGAUCUGUGGGUCAAGCGGAAUGUAGGAUAUCGGAACAAGUAGUAUUCAAGGCAUUAUAAAGCAUUUUUUUUGCUUUUGGAACGAUUCCCAAUUGUAAAAUGGAUCCUCGUAAUACUCCGAAGGACAUUUUUUUUUUAGCGCGAGUAUUUUUUUUUCUCCGAAUCGUGCAAAAGUUGUAAAUAUGCUUGGGAUCAGUGAUUUUGUUUUUUUAGUUGCUCCGACCGAAUAGGUUUCGUUCACGGUUUUUCGGUGACGUGGCUGUAUUAUGACCCGACUUGCGUUCAAUGCAUUUCUUCGGCAGCUUUUAGACUCUUCGAUGAUUUUGCUGAUUUAUUUGCGUAUGCGAAUUUGAGUUGGAGAAAGAACAUUCAUAUCUGGGACGCUGAUGUUUAUUAUGUGUCUCCCGGAAUUCAAAGGCGUUCAGAAUUUUUCGAUUCUAUAAAAUGUUAACUGGUCUGUAAUCUACAUUGUGGAUGUGCCCACUUCGUUAAUUGCAGUGAAGAUUUUUUUUUUAGUGCGGUUAGAUGUCGCACUCAAUCACAGUUCAAUUUUAUUUCUGCAACGAGCCAUACCAAAUUCUAUCUGCUGAUGGGUUUAACUUUCGCAUUCCUGAUUAUUGCCUUUUAUCGGGUUCUCAGUUGGUUUGUUUUAUCGAUUUUUUUUUAUUAUUAUCUUACAGGCUGAAAUUUAUCGUGUCAAUUCUUGAUGUACAGUGCUCGGUCCAAAUUUUGAUAAAUUUCCCGUGAAAUUUUGGGCAAAGUGAAGAUAAUUUCUUAAACUAUAUAAAAGUAUCAAGGCCAUAUCGUUUGUAUGGGAUUCACAAAUAUGCCGUCUUAUGAAAGAAGAACGUCUCAAUAUCGGUAGGCUUUUUUGUUGUUGCCCAGAACUCUCUACAUCAUUGAUUUCGUCCCAAAUCAAGGAAGAUUUUGAACGCCUUGAUGACAGUCUAGUUACAUACGGAU
This is a messenger RNA of Notodromas monacha, 3715 nucleotides long. The record is from the annotation of a GenBank genome assembly. Lineage: Eukaryota; Metazoa; Arthropoda; Ostracoda; Podocopida; Cyprididae.